AUGGAUGAUGUUGUCUUGGCAUUACGUCAAGAAGAACUCGAGCUUCGAAAGGGUCAAGCAAACGACUGCCUGGAAAAGCUUCGUCAAGCCCUGGGUGAUAGAUCAGUCGUCUUUCGGGAGAAAAUACACUCCAACAAAUCGGUCCAUCACCAGGGCACUAGAUCUAAAAAGGAACUCCAAACGAUAACUCUCUCCAUCAACAGACAUGCAAGAGGUUACAGCCGGGCAAGGGCUGCAAUGCUCCGCCUAGGGGCUGACUCUGAUACAGUGGCAGUGUAUCAACCCCUAAAGCCUCAGGACCUAGUGGUGAGCAAAGAAGUCACAGAAGAAAACAGGCAUGGGCAGGGUUCAGAUAAAUUGGCUUGGUUUUGA
This is a messenger RNA of Suillus paluster, 372 nucleotides long. RefSeq lists its product as uncharacterized. The coding region runs from base 1 to 372 and encodes 123 amino acids. The transcript has a single exon. Lineage: Eukaryota; Fungi; Basidiomycota; Agaricomycetes; Boletales; Suillaceae. The record is from RefSeq and is a predicted model, not a curated record.